Cynocephalus volans (Philippine flying lemur) is the source of this 156-nucleotide messenger RNA. RefSeq names its product small integral membrane protein 38 (gene SMIM38). NCBI's taxonomy places the organism in Eukaryota, Metazoa, Chordata, Mammalia, Dermoptera, Cynocephalidae. Bases 1 to 156 code for a protein of 51 amino acids. The record is from RefSeq and is a predicted model, not a curated record. The transcript has a single exon.
AUGGCCUCCUGGUUGGGUGGAAGUGCGGGCCCCGACCCACUCGUGGUCCUGCUGGUCAUCAUCUUACUGGUGCGCUUCAUCCUAUGGUCCUGUCUUGGGACUUACGUGGAGUAUAGACUGGCCCGCCAUCAGCCCUGCAAACCCAAGGACGACUAG